Catharus ustulatus (Swainson's thrush) is the source of this 1320-nucleotide messenger RNA. Its product is annotated as acrosin-like. NCBI's taxonomy places the organism in Eukaryota, Metazoa, Chordata, Aves, Passeriformes, Turdidae. The record is from RefSeq and is a predicted model, not a curated record. The transcript is spliced from 7 exons. Gene Ontology annotation, biological process: acrosome reaction; proteolysis. Gene Ontology annotation, molecular function: serine-type endopeptidase activity. Bases 1 to 1320 code for a protein of 439 amino acids.
AUGGGGCAGCCUCAGUUCCUUGCCAGCAGCCAGGUGCUGGUAUGGACAGACGCACACCCCAAGGGCUGCCCUGGCCUGCUAGGGACCUGCGGCCUCCGAGCUCAAGCACCUGCCUACAUCCCCAUGAAUUAUUACUAUGGCAACGUUUAUGACUACGGCUUGACACGUGUUGUGGGAGGCACAGGUGCCGUAGAAGCAACCUGGCCCUGGAUCGUCAGUUUGCAGCACCCCUGGUCACCACACCUGGGACAUUACUGUGGAGGGACUCUCAUCACCUCAGAGUGGGUCCUCACAGCAGCCCACUGCUUCGAUGUGUUCAAUAACAUCAGCAUGAUGUAUGUGGUGAUUGGAGCCACCCAGUUCACUCAGCUGGGCCCUGGUGCACAAGUGCGCAGUCUCAAGCAGGUGGUGUUACAUCCAUACUACAAUCCUGACGACUUCAGCUAUGAUAUCGCCCUGAUGCAAUUGGACCAUCCUGUCCACUGCAGCCCCUACAUCCAGCUGGCUUGUGUGGCUCACCCCAAUCUAGUGUUCUCAGAGCUCAGCAACUGCUGGGUGGCCGGCUGGGGUGCCGUCACUGCAAGAUCUGAAGAUUCAAGUGAUCGCCUCCAGGAGGCCAAGGUCAAGCUCAUCGAUCUGCAGCUCUGCAACAGCAGUGACUGGUAUGCAGGGGGCAUCCACCCCCACAAUGUGUGUGCUGGUUACCCACAGGGCAACAUUGACACCUGCCAGGGUGACAGCGGUGGUCCUCUCAUGUGCCAGGACGUCAAUGAUGCGCACUGGUGGCUUCUUGGAGUGACCAGCUUUGGAAAAGGCUGUGCCAGGGCAAUGAGGCCUGGAGUCUACAGCUCCACUCAGUACUUCUACGACUGGAUCAAUUACAACAUGCAUGGAGGCACAGUUCAAAUCUGGGACUUUCCCCCUGAACAAAUUCAGAACCCAGAUGAGGCGGAAAAAUACCUGAAAGAGAAGUGCCAUGAUAACUCCAAGGAGGAAAAGAUCCUUGCAGUGAGCUGGUCCCUGGCAUAUGCUUAUCGCACUCUGCUAGAUACUGACCUCCGUGGUCUAAGAAAGGAUUACACUCGACGACCUGAUGAGUCUAUAAUUAGUUGGUUGGUCCGUCUUUGGGAUGCUGCAGGCGAGGCUACAAUUCUGGACGGCACUGAAGCGAGGCAUUUGGGAUCCCUGUCACAUGAUCCUGUCAUUGACCAAGGAAUGAUGAGGGGGACUAACCCUCACAGCCUCUGGGCACGGGUCCUGGACAGUGUAGCACAAAGAUACCUGUGUGCAGACGAUCUCUAUAUGCAGCAGACACAGUGA